AUGAACGAUAUAAAUCAAGAUAAUACAACUUCCACUACAACAACUACUACAACAACAAAUACAACAUUGUCAACAACAACAACAACAACCAAAGAAGAUAGACAAUUUAAAGAAAGAAAUAACUAUUAUAUAAAGAUUGGUAAACAUCAUGUCAUACCAUUACUCUUGAUACUGCAUAGAUACUCUACAUUUACAGAAUAUCAUUUUCAAGAGUUGAUCAUUAGCAUUCAAGAAUUAGUAUUGAAUCAUUUAAGAAAGAAUGAUGCACUAUUUUCAAUGUUUUAUGAUUCAAUGUCUACCGAUAGAAUCGUAGAGAGACCAAAGUUAUUCUCUUUACCACAUUUCAACUACACCUACAAGUUUGUACCAACCUUUCCAAGAUAUGCUGUUGUCAUUAAAAAGCAAGGUUUCACUUUACCUCUACCACCUCCCAAGAGAGUUGUACUUUACGUUGGUUCAAAUAAUACAUUGGUAGAUUCACCUUUAUUGAAUGACAAUACUGAUAGUAAUAAUAAUCAUGACGAUGCAACAACAAUAAGCGAUGAUAGUGAUAAUGAUGAUAAUGAUGCAAAUAUUAUAGAUGUUGAUGGUGAUCAACGACAACCUAAACAACAACAACAACAACAAAAGUUAACAGCCAAAAAAAGAAAGAGUACAGAUACACAAACACCACCAAGAAAAUCACCUGCAAAAUCAUCAUCAUCAUCAAACAAUACCUCCACUUCUAUAGCAUCACCACCAAAAAGAUUAAUAGCAGAGGAAAUCAUUGAAAUUGAUGGUGAUGAGACAAUAGAAAGUAUUGCCACAAAGAAUGUUGCCAAACCAAAGGCAAAGUUAAUUAUUCCAUCUGUUCCAAUUGCAUUGGACGAUAGCAAUAAUGGAGAUGCAGAUGACAGUGGAAGCGAUCAAGAAUAUCAUGGAGGUGAAUUUGAAGGUCAAGAAUGGUAA
This is a messenger RNA of Cavenderia fasciculata, 948 nucleotides long. RefSeq lists its product as uncharacterized. The transcript has 3 exons. Bases 1 to 948 code for a protein of 315 amino acids. Lineage: Eukaryota; Evosea; Eumycetozoa; Acytosteliales; Cavenderiaceae. The record is from RefSeq and is a predicted model, not a curated record.